CCGACUCAGGGUCAGCACACAUGGCAACUUCCGAGGCCUUACGAGCACCACAUGACAAAGCAAACCCAGACGCAGCCUUUUCAAUCUCUCUCGUGAUCCGCUUCCCGCAUUCCCGCUCUCAGAAGUGCUCGCACGCAGCGCAGGAUUCUGAUGUAAGACUGAGACUAGGCGACUACGCAGCCAGCAUGGUCAAGCGCGCAGCGCGCCCAAAACCCGGCAACGGGACUAGUCACACGCGAAGCCGGAGUCGUCCUCGCAACCACGAGCGCGUUCCUGGACCGUCCGCAGCAACCCAGUCUGUGUCUAGGGCUAAGAGUAUUGCACAGUGGAGUGGUACUUGGAGCGCGGCGGAGGCGGACCGAAGGCAUUUGUCACGGCCUGGGCAGAGCACUGCUUGCCCGACCGCACACGAGCCCGGAAACCAUCUACCGAUUGCCUGUUUGAGAGUGUACUGCAGAGUGGUCAAUCGUUAG
This is a messenger RNA of Paraphaeosphaeria sporulosa, 473 nucleotides long. RefSeq lists its product as uncharacterized. The record is from RefSeq and is a predicted model, not a curated record. Bases 21 to 473 code for a protein of 150 amino acids. Lineage: Eukaryota; Fungi; Ascomycota; Dothideomycetes; Pleosporales; Didymosphaeriaceae. The transcript is spliced from 2 exons.